This is a messenger RNA of Sphenostylis stenocarpa, 1482 nucleotides long. The record is from the annotation of a GenBank genome assembly. Lineage: Eukaryota; Viridiplantae; Streptophyta; Magnoliopsida; Fabales; Fabaceae.
AUGAACGUUCUGAACGUGGCGGAGAAGCCCUCGGUGGCGAAGUCCGUCGCCACCAUUCUCUCUCGGAACCAGGGCGUGAGAAUGAGGGAGGGGCGUUCCCGCUACAACAAGAUCUUCGAGUUCAACUACACCAUUCGCGGCCAACCAUGCCAUAUGCUCUUCACCUCCGUCACCGGGCACCUCAUGGAGCUCGAGUUCGACGAGCGUUACCGCAAGUGGCACGCGUGCAAUCCCGCUGAUCUCUUCCACGCCCCUGUCCAUAAAUUCGUCCCCGAGGACAAAAAGGAUAUCAAGAGGACGCUGGAGGAGGAAGCGAGGAGGUGCCAAUGGCUUGUUCUGUGGCUCGAUUGCGAUAGGGAGGGUGAGAACAUUGCGUUUGAAGUGGUUGACGUGUGUACUGCGGUGAAUCCUCGUCUUACUAUAAAACGUGCUCGGUUUUCUGCAUUGAUUGACAGGGAGAUCCAUCAAGCUGUACAGAAUCUCGAGGAGCCGAAAAAGUGUCUUGCUGAUGCUGUCGAUGCUAGGCAGGAAAUAGAUCUUCGUAUAGGGGCUUCUUUCACGAGGUUCCAGACCAUGUUGAUGAAAGAUGCUUUUAUCAUUGACACUGCUACAGAUGACAGAAACCUUAUCCUAAGUUACGGCCCUUGCCAGUUUCCUACACUUGGAUUUGUUGUGGAAAGAUACUGGGAGAUACAAGCACAUGAGCCAGAAGAGUUUUGGUCAAUCAACUGUGCACAUGAUUCAGAUGGGUGCAUUGCUAAGUUCAACUGGAUGCGGGGCCACUUGUUUGAUUAUACAUGUGCGGUUAUAAUAUAUGAGAUGUGUGUUGAGGAACCAACAGCAACAGUGACAAACGUUAGACAACAGGAAAAGCUGAAGUAUCCUCCACAUCCUUUGAAUACCAUUGAGCUUGAAAAACGAGCUUCAAGAUACUUCAGGAUCAGUUCUGAGCACACAAUGAAGGUAAGUGGACAUUACCAUUUGUUUGCGUGGUUUCUACUGAUUAGUGAUGUGGCAGAAGAACUUUACCAAGCUGGUUUCAUCAGUUAUCCCCGUACAGAGACUGAUAGCUUUUCUUCAAGGACUGACUUGCAUAUAAUUGUGCAAGAACAACAAGGGCAUCCUGAGUGGGGAGUAUAUGCACAACGAUUGUUGGACCCCGGGGCAGGGCUUUGGAGAAACCCUAGAGGUGGAGGACAUGAUGACAAGGCUCAUCCACCCAUUCACCCCACAAAAUUUUCUACUGGAGAAUCUGGAUGGAGCCAAGACCACCGUAAACUGUAUGAGCUGGUUGUUCGCCACUUUUUGGCAUGUGUCUCAAAGCCUGCUGUAGGAGCUGAAACCACAGUUGAAAUUGAUAUUGCUGGUGAACUAUUUUCUGCAUGUGGGAGGGUGAUUCUAGAGGAAGAGAGACUCAAGUGCUAUGCACUCCUCACAUUUGCAACUGAUGUAUUGUUUUCGGAAAUUAGCAUUUGUGAAUAA